CCAGUCAAAAGCGGCGCGUUUGGGACUUGUUUUUCAGCCGCUGCCAACCGCCGGAUUUGAAUCGCGGCGCAGCUACCUGGCGCCGGUGUGGUGGCGGUGAGAUGGGCGCCCCGUCGUUGCCGGAGGCCUGGAAGCCCUACCUCAAGGACCACCGCCUCGCUACGUUCAAGAACUGGCCCUUCUUGGAGGGCUGCGCCUGCACCCCGGAACAGAUGGCUGCGGCCGGCUUCAUCCAUUGCCCCACUGAGAACGAGCCCGACUUGGCCCAGUGUUUCUUGUGCUUCAAGGAGCUGGAAGGCUGGGAGCCAGACGACGACCCCUUGGCGGAGCAUGAAAAGCACUCGCCUGGCUGUGCCUUCCUGUCUCUGAAGAAGGCUUGUGAAGAAUUAACCCUCGGGGAGUUCUUGAAACUGGACAAGGAAAGAGCCAAGAACAAAAUUGCAAAGGAGGCCACCAGUAAGCAGAAAGAAUUUGAAGAAACUGCAAAGCAGGUCCGCCGCGCCAUUGAGCAGCUGGGGGCCCGGAAGUGAGGCCCCGCCCACCCUCCUCCACUGUGGGCCCUGCGCAGGCUCGUCCCGGCUCGGCCCUGCCCUGCCCUCACGGCGCCUUAGGCGAGGAGAACCUCACAACUUUGAAAUGAGAAUAUUUAAACUGUAUUUUUUUUCUCUUGGAAGUGGGGCCACAGGCUACUUCUGUCUUUGCCUCUGGUGUCACUGAGUCUGGUGACUGAUCCCUUUCCCUCCGGAGUUUUUGCGUCGUCCGUCCUGGAUGCAGCCAGGGUGGAAGGCGAGAAGCUCAGUCACGUGGGCAGAGUCCUCCCUGGGGAAGGGGCAGGCCUCCCAUUGCCUGGCCGUGGCGUCGGAGACCCGGUGUGAAUGCAAUCAUAGGUCCGUUGUUCCUGGACGAACAGAGAAUUAAGGUGCCAUUUAAAGUGUCAUUUGCAUAAUCUGA
This is a messenger RNA of Artibeus jamaicensis (Jamaican fruit-eating bat), 951 nucleotides long. RefSeq names its product baculoviral IAP repeat containing 5 (gene BIRC5). NCBI's taxonomy places the organism in Eukaryota, Metazoa, Chordata, Mammalia, Chiroptera, Phyllostomidae. The coding region runs from base 102 to 530 and encodes 142 amino acids. The transcript is spliced from 4 exons. The record is from RefSeq and is a predicted model, not a curated record.